Messenger RNA from Pomacea canaliculata, 487 nucleotides. RefSeq lists its product as uncharacterized. The coding region runs from base 167 to 487 and encodes 106 amino acids. The record is from RefSeq and is a predicted model, not a curated record. NCBI's taxonomy places the organism in Eukaryota, Metazoa, Mollusca, Gastropoda, Architaenioglossa, Ampullariidae. The transcript is spliced from 3 exons.
UCAUUGUCACUGUCACUGUCAGCUCAAGCGUGACGGCCUGCAGGGCAGCGGCCACCAGUCUUCUCGUCUCACCUUCCGGGGCUGUGGGGUGGCUAGGUGGCGCUGUGUGUCACAACUGUUUUCAUGUGUUGGCAGAAAGGAAGUGCCUGUGUCGGGAGGAAAGACGAUGACGGACGGCAAGAAGAAGCAGGGGGAGAUGGCAGUGAUGGGGGAUGUGGUCAUCCUCCUGUGCAUUCUGCUAUCAGUUGGCUCCCAGCUGGUGGGGAUGCUGGUGCCGGGCUGGUGGGUCUACCCGGCCAACGACAGUGGCUCCAUCAACGCCAGCACCACGACCUACGGCUUGUGGGUGACGGUCAUUUGCGUGGAGGGCGACUGCAACGAGAUUCCUACAGACACAUCAGGAUCAAACGCCUGGCUGCAAGUAACUCAGGUGUUUGAGAGUGUGGCCGUUGGCUUCUGCCUGCUGGCGGCAGCCUGUCUCGUGUGA